UAAAACAGUUGUUAGAUCACGUUUACUAAUGUGUCGAAAUUCAGAAUCUCAGGGAUAUUCAUUUUUAAUUAUUUUGUUGACAAUAUUAUGUACAUUGCUUCUCGCUCUGAAUAUUCUAAUUAAAAGCUUUGUUUCGGAGGAAGAUCUGGUCGGAAAUAUUGGAAAUUUCAGGAAAUCUAUUGAGGAGUUCCCAUUUUUCUGUGAUGAUUUGUCACUGAGUGCUGAUGAGGAUUAUGACAUUUUUAAUGUAAAGAAAAAACUGUACAAAUAUUUCUUGUACAAAAAUAGAUACGUUUGCAGCUUUUGGAAUCUUACAGUACCUUUACGAAAGUUUGUGGAACGGCAAUCAAGACGGAGACUUGCUUCAGGACUAGAAGGAAAGAGAAAUUUACAAUGUGGCAACGAGAGUCUGAGAGAACCUUCAGGUUACCUGAGUGCCGCUUUCAGAAAAGUCUCACGGCACCAGACUUACGACGGCAAAGGACCAAAUCUCGUUCUUCACUGGGACAAACAUCCGAAGAAUUCAUUUAUUUCCGAAGAUCUUGUGUAUCAUAAAGGAGAAAUCAAAGUACCAGAGGGCCGAUUCUACUUUUUGUAUUCUUCUGUUUUAAUCAACUUAACCAAUGUCAUGAUCCAUUUCGGAAAAGCGUACAGGUUUAUUCUUCAAGUCUGUGUUAACAGUCGUGGUUAUGAGCGCACUGUUUUGUACAAAUCUCAAAGUUACCAACACAGUGGCAGCAAUUCGAUAUCAUCGUUGGCAGUUGCGGGACAUGUUUACGUUGCCAGCGGUGAUGUUGUUUACGUAAAAGUGUCCGAAGCAAGCCGAAUAAUAAUCAGUUCAGUUGGAAAUAUGUUUGGAAUGAUGCCACUUCGCUAAUAUGACGGACCAGCUCACUACAAAUAACAUUAUGUAAAAUUUAAUGUUAAAAUCUAACACAUAAAUCCCUGACCAGCCUCAAUAUUUGUACUUUUCCUAAUAAUAUUCAAGAGAACUUGUAUCAUAGGAGCAAAGAGACAAUGCAUUCUAUGUAUUGUUCACAUAAUUUUUGAGUAAUGCAUCAUUUUUCAAAUUUACUGCAAAAUCAUUUAAUAUCAAAUGGAAACAAAUAUGUGGUUUUGCCUUCAUUAAACUUUAAAUAUCAAUUUGUGAAUUUCCACUUAUCAAAGCAAAAGAAGCGAAACAACGAAAUCCGAGAAAAUUAGCCCCCCUAAUGGUUUCACAGUAGAUCUAUAUCACCUGCGUCAAAAUGCUAUUUGAUAUAUUUGUACCAUAAUGUUUUUUAUCUAAACUUCAGAGAAUCAGAGAAAAUGUGAAAUGUCAACGACAUUUUACAAUGUCCCCAUGGUUCCAGUCAUGUUCAAGAGAAAAACGACAACUGACACCAUUUGAAUAUAUUCGCAUAAUCCGAAUCCUAGAGACAUCAAUAUAAUCUUAUCCAACCAUUCUAAACUUGCCUAUAUUUGUAAUCAGAAUAUACAUUCUGCACAUGCUUUUAAAUUGUUAUCAUGUAUUAAGAGCAUUCUAAACAAUACGGGCUAUCCUGAUAUUGGCUUAAUCAGGCGACAAUAAAUUGCAAAGGUAUCAGCAGUGGUCAACUUCUCUAAAUGGAUCCCUAAAAGGCAUAGGCUAUAUAGUUUAUUGUUCCUUCUCAUGAGAAGGAACACUUAUGGUGAACAUGUCACACUUGACUGAGCAGGUAAUGGAUACAAGGGUAUCAUCAAAGGCAUCCGAAUUCCAGUAGGCGCCGCCAUUUUGUACUCAUGCAUAUUCAUUACAAAUAGCCUCUUUGCCAAUGUGUUUUUACGCAUCUUUAAGUUAAUCUUUAGUGAAAUACAACUACGUAAUAAACAGACAUACAAAAACAAUAAUUUAGUUUAAACUAUCUAACUCCUAAAUCUUACAUGUCAUAUUGUAGAAUCGAGAUUAACUAAAUGAAUAUUCAUCAUCUAAAAAUAGACUCCCGCCUAAAAUAUCGUCUACUAUUAUUCUUCUCGGUUUCAUUCUUUGCUGCUUCCAAAGGUUUUUUACGAUUUUAUUUCAUACCAACUUUAAUAUUUUAACAUUUUAAGUAUAACCAUCAAAACAUACUGUACUAAUAAAGUUAUUCGAGAUUUUUUACUUGUCUAUGAAUGCUAUUGCACGAUACGUACCGUCACCGGAUAACAACAUUUCAAUUACUUCCCUUGUUUUUAUCUAGAAUUGCAUGUAUAAUGCAUUUCUUCACUUUACUGAGCUAUAAAUAUUUCGAUCUUGGUAAUUUCAUACCUUUUGAUUAAUUGUUUUGUAAUGGUCAAGUUGUGAACUUUUUAUACGCACUUUUUUAAAUCCAUCAGUUUGUUGGUGCCGACUUAUAUAAAAGCCUUUUUUCUCCUAGUUUAGUCGUUCUGGAGCUGUAAGUAUCCAUUCAUGCAAUGCAUUUACUGGUAUAUGGCAGAACUAUUUUUCCAUUGUAUUGCUAAUUAAAAUUAGGCAAACAUACGACCAAAUUCUGAUCUGUGCCACUAGGACAGCUGUCGAUAUUGGUUCCCUAAAUUUUGACAGAGUGAUGGUAUUUAUUGUCCGCUAAUAAUAUUUAGGUAGGAUCGCUCAUCUAAAGGUGUUUGUUUAUUAUUUUAAGUUAAAUAAAUGUUUGUGUGAAAUAACUUUAAGUAUUCUUAAAAUAAAUAGAUAAGAAUGCACGAAAACUAGCAAAAAACAUAGUUCAUAAUUAUUUUAUUAAAGAUCCCUUAAAAAGAAUAUUUAAUGUGCGCUAGAAGGAACCUUUUGGUAAGCUAAAUCUUGUUUAAAGAUAACAUUCUGAUGGAAAGCUAUUUGUUGUUGCCUUGCUCACUCCGACUUAGUCGCCUGCAUUUCAAAACAGGGAAACCGUCGAUUUCCGGUGGAAACGCGCGCUUGCGACAAUCUUUUGUUGCACAUGAAGAGCAAAAGUGCCCACAGUGUCAACUUAACGACAUUGGGGAUGAAAUGCAUUACUGUUAAUUUGUCCUUUCUUUAAAACUCUUAGGAAUAAAUAUAUCCCUCGUCGAUUUUCUCAUGGACCAAAUAUCCUGAAAUGCAAAGAAUUGAUGACGUGCAAAAACUGAAACAGUUAUUCAUGCUAAUUUGUUAAAAAUGUAAUGCGAGAACUGAAGUAAUUUCCUAUUUGUAUACAUACCUUUCUUAAACUGUGCCCAUGAUGUACCAAAUGAAAUUAAUAAGAUUUUACUUAAUAGUGUAAGUUCGGAAUUCCGAAUUCUUGUUCGUUUUAUAUCAUUUAAGGAAAGAGAAUAAAGUACCUUCCGAAAUCUUAAUCCAUUUUUAUAUCAGUGUAAAGAAAAUGUUUUUUCGAACUUAUUUUGUUAUUCCAAUGUACGGUAAACACACCUCCGUAGUAGCCUCCAUUCAUAAACUGUACAUGUGGAUUCCGUGAUCCUCGUGCGCCCUACGAACUCGUCCAAUCAAAUCUGAGUACAUACAAACCUAGAUACUUCGUUAGUACACAAAAAAAAUAACGUGCCUUAUUACAUACACGUUUCUAUUCUCCGUUAAGUUACACUGGUACCGGAAACGUCAAUAUUUUUCCAUACACUAACGCCUGAAUUUCAUAUCGGGUGUGUGACGUAAUUUAGUGUUUGUUUUUGCACUAUUUUUUCUAUUUAGUUCAGUAUUUUCAAUCCUAUUCAGGCUAUUGAACAAAUUUAUGAUAUUUACCUUAUCAUAGAUGAGAUAUGCACUCGUUCUUCUGCGCAAGAAUAUUGCAAUAGCGCAAUAUUUCCGCUGAGAACUCGUGCACAUUUCCCGAUACAAAGCUAAUAACCUAUAAAUAUAAUUUAGAGCAAUGUUUCUCAACUUCUAUUUUUGUUUUUGCUUUUUGUUCUUUUUCGAUAUUGAAACCUGACAUUAUAUUAUUGAUAGUCUUCAUCUUAUGAUAUCAAUUUCUCUAUUUAAAAUGUGUGUUUGUUUUGAUCACUUCUCCGUAUGAACUUUACCAUUUAUGUGUACGUAUUUGUUCACAUGUAUUUACACCAUGUGUACUCUGACUCUGAAUAAAAGUAUUGACUUAACUUGAGUACUUCAAGCAGUCAACAUGUUUCAACUUAUGUCUUCUAUUUGAAGACUUUUUGCCCCGAAAAGAUUGACAUAUUCUAGAGUCGUAGAAGAAGUAGUAACAGUAGCGGCCAAAAUGUAUUGUAAUUGUAUGAUACGUAUGCAAAUGUUAAAUACAUGUACUGAUGUGUAAUUAUAAAACAUACAUAAUACAUUCACUACAUUUACAGUUUUUCAAGUUAUGUUUUUAUUUCUUUUCAACAUUAAAAUGAAUGAUGAGGUGUA
This is a messenger RNA of Mercenaria mercenaria, 4312 nucleotides long. RefSeq lists its product as uncharacterized. Gene Ontology annotation, cellular component: membrane. The record is from RefSeq and is a predicted model, not a curated record. Gene Ontology annotation, biological process: immune response. Gene Ontology annotation, molecular function: tumor necrosis factor receptor binding. The transcript is spliced from 4 exons. The coding region runs from base 29 to 877 and encodes 282 amino acids. Lineage: Eukaryota; Metazoa; Mollusca; Bivalvia; Venerida; Veneridae.